This is a messenger RNA of Danaus chrysippus (African queen), 609 nucleotides long. The record is from the annotation of a GenBank genome assembly. NCBI's taxonomy places the organism in Eukaryota, Metazoa, Arthropoda, Insecta, Lepidoptera, Nymphalidae.
UUGCCAACACACGGCUCACCCAUUACGGGUUCUUGCCCAGUCACGGCUCACCCAUUACGGGUUCUUGCCCAGUCCUGGCUCAUCCACUACGGGGGUCUUGCCAACUCACGGCUCACCCAUUACGGGUUCUUGCCCAGUCACGGCUCACCCAUUACGGGUUCUUGCCCAGUCACGGCUCACCCAUUACGGGUUCUUGCCCAGUCCUGGCUCAUCCACUACGGGGGUCUUGCCAACUCACGGCUCACCCAUUACGGGUUCUUGCCCAGUCACGGCUCACCCAUUACGGGUUCUUGCCCAGUCACGGCUCACCCAUUACGGGUUCUUGCCCAGUCACGGCUCACCCAUUACGGGUUCUUGCCCAGUCACGGCUCACCCAUUACGGGUUCUUGCCCAGUCACGGCUCACCCAUUACGGGUUCUUGCCCAGUCACGGCUCACCCAUAACGGGUUCUUGCCCAGUCACGGCUCACCCAUUACGGGGUCUUGCCAACACACAACUCACGGCUCACCCAUUACGGGGUCUUGCCCACACACAACUCACGGCUCACCCAUCAUGGGGUCUUGCCCAUACGGCUCACUCAUCAUGGGGUCUUGCCCUUAUACAAGGUAA